AUGGUGGUUCCGGCUGCACUCAAGAUCAUCCGCUUGAAGCCCACCCGCAAGUUUGCCUACCUGGGCCGCCUGGCGCACGAGGUGGGCUGGAAGUACCAGGCGGUGACGGCGGCGCUGGAGGAGAAGAGGAAGGAGAAGGCGAAGCUGCGCUACAACAGGAAGAAGAAACUGAUGAGCCUGCGCCGCCGGGCCGAGCGCAACGUGGAGGCCAAGACGGCUCCGUUCACGGCGGUGCUGCGGCAGCACGGGCUGCUGCUGUGAAUAAAGGCACUGGUUUGGACUGGUUUGAA
Neopsephotus bourkii (Bourke's parrot) is the source of this 290-nucleotide messenger RNA. RefSeq names its product ribosomal protein L13a (gene RPL13A). NCBI's taxonomy places the organism in Eukaryota, Metazoa, Chordata, Aves, Psittaciformes, Psittacidae. Gene Ontology annotation, cellular component: ribosome. The transcript is spliced from 3 exons. Gene Ontology annotation, biological process: translation. The record is from RefSeq and is a predicted model, not a curated record. Gene Ontology annotation, molecular function: structural constituent of ribosome. Bases 1 to 261 code for a protein of 86 amino acids.